UCUUACAGUAAUCAGUAAGAAAGUGAUUUUAAAUGAGAACCAGCGGGCCGUUUACUAUUUACAAAAUGUGUACUUCCUGGCACUAUCUGGGUUAUGUUUAUUUAUGUUCCUUCAUAUGUUAUGUGGAUGGAUUUUAUACUAGCCCAUCACAGGAUAUAGUAUGUGGUGAACUCUUACGGGCGGGUCAAGGCAACAUUGAAUCACCUUUGUUUCCUGACCCGUACCCAGCUGACCUGGACUGCAAAUGGACAAUUACUGCCAGACCCGGGUAUCGGAUAAGUGUGACAUCAGAGUAUUUUUCUCUAGAGUCCCAAACCAAUUGUUUAUAUGAUUACAUUACUAUAGCAGAUGGGGAAGACGGCGAAUUCGGUCGUGCUCGUUACUGUGGCGACCAAGACGUCGAUUUCCUGUCACAACACAAUGUCAUCACUGUUGAUUUCCGCACUGAUCAUAGUGCUUCAUAUCCUGGAUUUAGGCUUUUAUACGAAGCAGUAGCGCCACAAUCUAAAAAAAGUGCUGGUUGCAAUAGAACAGUUCAAAGCGAAGGUGUGAUUUCAUCGCCAGACUAUCCUUUCACUUAUCCUGCCAAUGUCACAUGCUUUUAUCAUGUCCAAGCACCCGUUCAUCAAUUGAUAGUUCUUGAAUUUGUUGAAUUCCAAGUAGAAACAUCCCCAUGCGACUUUGACAGGCUUGAGAUUUACAACGGAAUAAAUACAGAUGUUGAAAAUCUCCUUGGCAUCUUCUGUGGUAGUGACCUUCCAGUAAGUCUCCAGUCUGAAACCAGCAGCUUAAUUUUAAAAUUUGUGUCUGACAAGACUGUGGAGAAAAAAGGAUUCAACGCAACAGUUCAUUUCAUCGAUGAUAUUGAGAAUACAUCCACAACAGAGGUGUCUAGCUCCACACCUCCACCAAUACAGACGACCAAGACUCCCCUAAGGCAGAGUACAGCCUCAGGGUUGCUCGUCUCUACAAGAGAAAAUCAGGUUUCCUUCAUUGGAGAGUGUAAUGUCACAGUCGCUGCAGCUAUAUCAAACAUCAGCUCCCCUUCCUAUCCCAACUUGUACCCACUGAACACAGUUUGCAUCACCAGACUCGCAAGCCAGACUGUCAGCUCCUUUCUCAUCAAGUUUUUUAACUUCAACAUUGAAGAGGGGGAUAACUGCACCUAUGACUCCCUCUGUAUAUAUGCACGUGCUGACUCUGACCAUUCUAUUACCGAACCUGUACUGUUGAGAUGUCUCUGUGGACCACACUUAGAGAACCCUAUAUUUACUUGGGAAGGUCAAGGCUUAGAUUUAGUCUUCAGAUCAGAUUCCUCAGUAUCAUCUGAAGGCUACUGGGCACAAGUGUUCAUUUCUCCUGUUAAGAAAGAGUCCACAUGCCCAGCUGAAUGUGAAAAUGGUGGUACUUGUACAGAAAUUUUACUGGUGGAUGGAUCAAUUGAUUGGAUGUGCAUGUGUCCUGAACUCUACACUGGGACACUGUGUCAGACCCAAGUCAAAGUCACAUGCUCCAAUGUCCAGUGUGAAAAUGGAGGCACUUGUCAGGAGGACGAGAAUGAUGCCCACUGCCUAUGCCCCAGUGGAUUUACAGGCAGAUACUGUGAGGAAAUGGGGGAGGUUACAGAGGGUGGAACUUUAUAUUUCACAAAGAUUGCUGGAAACAUGUCACUCAGUCCUGGUAGUAAUGUCAUCUUGGAAUGUGCGGUGAAUGACCCGACAGCACAUGUCAUGUGGUUGUUACAUGAUAGAAUUCUUACCAAAGCUGAUUGGUCAAGAGGUAUAGAAGUACACCCUGGGGGAGUGGUGGUCAUCCCUGAGGUCAGAGAUGAACAUUCGGGACGGUAUACUUGUAUGGCCAUCACCUCUGGUGACUUGUUGGAGAGAUCUAUGUGGGUGACACUCAAGGAACCCUGCAGCUUAUCUGUGAUCAAUGCCCCAAGUAAUAUCACAGUGCGAGAAGGUCAGAGUGCCAUGUUCCCGUGCUACAUGCCAGAUGCUGAUGUAACAAUGUGGAGAAAAGAUGGCAACCUUAUUGAACAGGGACCAAGGAAAAGAGUUUUGGUCAACCAUUAUUUGGUCAUCAACCAAGUAGUUGAAACUGAUGCUGGUCAGUACACAUGUGUGGCCCGAUCUAGAGAAGGCUGUUUCUCUAAAGUGUCUGCUUAUUUGAUUGUGGAGACCACUGGCCAUGGCCAUGAGUGUGGCAAACCAAAAAUUAAGCCUUUUGAUGGAGGAAGUAACAGAAUUAGCAAAGGGAGAGAAGCGGUGUAUGGUUCAGCCCCUUGGCAUGUCAUUCUAAGAGAAGUGAAAAAGGACACAACAUUCUGCGGGGGAUCACUCAUUUCUGCAGAUACGGUUCUUACUGCUGCUCACUGUAUUGGUCAGUUUGAAAUGAUCUUUGGCUACCCGUUUCGUCCAGAAUACAUCCAGAUCUUCAUAGGCACCCACCAGUGCUCUGGACACAAUGGGACCUUACUGCAAAUCAAAAAUUACUAUCUUCAUGAGCGCUAUAAUGACACCCACUACAACAAUGACAUAGCUAUCCUGAAAUUGGAAAGGUCUGUGGCAAUGACUGACAAUGUUAUGCCCAUUUGCUUGGAGACUCCAGAGUUUAUGGAGGAGCUACUUAAGCCAGGACGUUUGGGAGUCAUAACUGGCUGUGGCAGUCAAUUUGCUCAUGGUCCUGCUCCAGCCCAUCUACACGAAGUUCAGAUUCCGUACGUACUGCCUGACAUCUGCAAAGAGAGAGCAGCUUCAGUGAACAUAACUUUCACCUCUGGAAUGUUUUGUGCUGGCUAUUCAAGGCGAAUGAGAGGCGAUGCCUGUGAGGGGGACAGUGGUGGCGCUUAUGUCCUAGAGUUCAGUGGACGUUCUGUUCAAGCUGGCAUUGUAUCCUGGGGUGUGGGCUGCGAUAGAGAGAACCACUACGGCUACUAUACCCAUGUUGCCAACUACUAUGAUUGGAUCAUGGAGAAGAUGAAGCUGCGUUAGUUAGGCUGUCACAUCGUGUGUCAUUUGUGCUGAACAAAAGCUUUAAAAGAGAAAUCGAUUAGUGGACUUUUGUAAGGCAGUCAUCAGUAUAGGACUUACUCAGUGAUUAGUAAUGUACAAGCAGAUAGAACAUAAUUUGUUACAUAGUAAACGAUAGGCUUUAACAUUUUUCCUUUAUGAUUUUUGGACUUUGUUUAAGAAAUAAUAUAUAUUAAUAUGUCUUUCACGCUAUAUUAAUAUGCAGGCUAUUAUAUGUCUAUUAAGUAAGGUUAUAUUAAUAUGUUUAUUAAGGAGUAUGAGAGCUACAGAAAGAAUAUGCAUUGGGUCUCAGUAUUUCAAACAUUAAAUAAUUAAGCUAGGUUGAAGGAUAAAAUGGCUAUAUACAUUAAAAAAGACAAGAAAGAAUUUUUAGCAUCAAGUAAUCUAUUUGUCAUAUCUUAUAUUAUGAAAAAAUGUUGAAGUUUAUAAAAUUACACUCUAUCAUUCAACAAGAAUCAUACCUGAGGCUACAAUAAAAAACAAAUUUUAUCACAUUUUAGUUUAUCGUACAUCUGUUUGAUAGUUAACAAGCUAUAUGACAACACUGGAUAAACUAUACGUUUUUUAGAUUUUUUUUUUUUACAUGUAGGCAUGAUGGAAAAUUGUUCAGAAAUAAUUCUUUAAAAUUGUUUAUUGAAUCUAAAUCAGUGGUGGCCAACAUUUUUUUGACGUGGGCUGGUAGAUACAUUCCCCACACACUUUUAGCUACAUCACCAUAAACAUUGCAGGAGUCCAUUAGAACAGUCUUGACUGUAGUUUUAUUAGACACAGUGGGGCAGAUUCCCAGCCUGUGGGAUAUAGGUCUGGCAUCACUGACCUAGAUCAUCAGAAAUUUUUAUGCUAACACAAUUUGUCAAAACAAUAUUGGUUCAUAUCUAAUGUAUUUAUACCACUGCUUAUUUCAUGUUAUCAUAGUGUAUAGUUUUGAACCAUUCCUUUUAGUUUGCAGAAUUAUCUGCUUACUGAUACAUUUUUCGUCAGCCGGAAACAGCAAACUGAAAAUAUGGACAGUGGACAACAUGUAGCAUUUUUAUAUUUGAAAACAUAUUGGAUUAAACAACAAAUUGUACAAUA
Messenger RNA from Biomphalaria glabrata, 4106 nucleotides. RefSeq lists its product as uncharacterized. Lineage: Eukaryota; Metazoa; Mollusca; Gastropoda; Planorbidae. Bases 33 to 2993 code for a protein of 986 amino acids. The transcript is spliced from 20 exons. The record is from RefSeq and is a predicted model, not a curated record. Gene Ontology annotation, molecular function: serine-type endopeptidase activity. Gene Ontology annotation, biological process: proteolysis.